AUGUUCUGUAUAUCUAAUAUGGAUAUUGCGGUGGUAUGGAAUGGUGAAGUUUUACCAGCUUUUAGACCCGAGAGGGGUCUUAGACAAGGGGAUCCCCUCUCGUCUUAUUUGUUUAUCAUGGUUAUGGAGAGACUAUCCCAUAUGAUUUUGGAGAAGGUGGGAUUGAAGUUGUGGCAACCUGUUAAAGUGUCUCGAUCAGGUCCUUCUAUUUCUUACUUAUUUUUUGCCGAUGAUUUGAUGUUGUUUAAUGUUGCAGAACAUGCUCAAGUUGAAGUUGUGAGAGAUACCUUGACUGAAUUCUCAAAUGCGUCUGGAUUACAUGUGAAUUUAGAGAAGUCGAAGCUUUGGAUGUCACCUAAUGUGCCGAUUGACAAAGCAAGGUCUUUAAGUCGGUCUUGCGGCAUUCCUUUAGCUUCCGAGUUGGGGACUUACUUGGGGGUGCCUAUCAUCCAUGGGAGAGUGUCUAAGGUGACUUAUAAGCAUGUGAUUGAUAAAGUCUUGCGGAGGUUGGAUAAUUGGAAAGGGAAAGUGUUGAAUUAUGCUGGUAGAAAGACCUUGAUCCAAUCUACUCUUAACUCCUUACCAAUUUACACUAUGCAAACAGCUAUGUUGCCGGUUUCUGUUUGCGAUAGGUUGGAUCAAUGUAAUCGCAAUUUCUUAUGGAGUGGGGAGGCGGAUAGAUCUCAAGGACAUUUGGUGAGUUGGGAUAGAAUCUGUCGGCCUAAAGGUAAUGGAGGACUGGGACUUCGUAAGGCUCGGAUCUCUAAUUUAGCUUUGUUGGCAAAAAUUGGUUGGAAAUUGCAGUACUGGGCGUUGUUCAUCCACAUGGCGGGGUAUUUUGAAGACUCGAGAUUGUGUUCGAAGGGGUACACGGUGGAGAAUUGGAGAUGGAAGGAAUACUAA
Messenger RNA from Corchorus olitorius, 903 nucleotides. The record is from the annotation of a GenBank genome assembly. NCBI's taxonomy places the organism in Eukaryota, Viridiplantae, Streptophyta, Magnoliopsida, Malvales, Malvaceae.